GGAUGUUCGAUCCAUCAAAGGACGAUGUUCAGGAGUGGAUCGCGGAGCUCCAGUUUAUCUGCCAGGAGGCUGAUCAAGAAGACGAGUUCCCUUGCAUCAGUCUUCGGGUGCCAGAGUCGGCCUUGCCAGACGACAAGCCUCCGAGCGCCAACGAGUCGGUGGCUGCCCUCCAAGAGGCCAUGUUGGUCCAGAAAAACCGAAAACGAUCCAGGGGACCCGUUUUUCAGUCAAGGAGUUCGAUCGCAUGACCCAGCCGUUCCGUGCCAGCGCUCAGAGAGGUGGAGCAGGCCUCUUCUAAGCCUGUCGUUACUGCCAAUAACUUUCCCAACAGGAAUGAUCAAGGUGUCCCUUGGUGCAAGAUGUGUCGUAC
Messenger RNA from Protomyces lactucae-debilis, 370 nucleotides. RefSeq lists its product as uncharacterized. The transcript has a single exon. The annotation marks the transcript as partial. The record is from RefSeq and is a predicted model, not a curated record. Lineage: Eukaryota; Fungi; Ascomycota; Taphrinomycetes; Taphrinales; Protomycetaceae.